Messenger RNA from Lycium barbarum (goji berry), 387 nucleotides. Its product is annotated as protein MAIN-LIKE 2-like. Bases 1 to 387 code for a protein of 128 amino acids. The record is from RefSeq and is a predicted model, not a curated record. NCBI's taxonomy places the organism in Eukaryota, Viridiplantae, Streptophyta, Magnoliopsida, Solanales, Solanaceae. The transcript has a single exon.
AUGUCGUCGUAUCGGCAGGAGUUGACCAAGCUCACUGGUUUCGCGCCUGAGGAGGGUCAUAUAUGGGGACAGAGUCGGUUGUUGAUGUCUUCCAUCUUCGAGCACUUGCGCCUCAUAGAUAUGCAACAUCUGAUUACAGAGGACACACCUCAGGCUGAUGUUGACCAUCGUGCUCAUCUGUACCUUCUUGUUAUAUUCGGGGGCAUCAUGUUCCCGAACACAUCGGGUUCGCAUGUGAGCUUGAGGUAUUUGCCCUUUCUGGAGCAUCUGGACGAGUUGGGAUGUUACGGUUGGGGCACUGCUAUUCUGUCUUUCAUGUAUCGCGGAUUCUAUCGAGCGUCUGUUGGCGUGAAGACCGAUAUCGCUGCAUUGUGCCUGCUCCUCUAG